Messenger RNA from Carassius auratus (goldfish), 3201 nucleotides. RefSeq lists its product as uncharacterized. The record is from RefSeq and is a predicted model, not a curated record. Bases 443 to 1900 code for a protein of 485 amino acids. The transcript is spliced from 13 exons. NCBI's taxonomy places the organism in Eukaryota, Metazoa, Chordata, Actinopteri, Cypriniformes, Cyprinidae.
AAAACCAUCUCCAACAAAUCAAGAAACAUGUGCGGAGUGGAAAAAAUCCCCUAGCACAGGUGACCAGGCGAUUGUCAGAGAUUGAAUAUGCAAACGCAAAAACACAGCCUGAAGCACGACCUCCAAUGUUUCUUUCUACAAAGGAAAAGGAUAAUUGUUUUCUCUUGCGGGAUGAAAAAUUUGCUUUCAUCAGAGAAAGAAGAGGAGAUGGCAUUGUGGUAUGUGAUGUCCUGCACCAGCGUUACACAUCCCCAUUGUUUGAGAAGCCAUGCAACUCCAAACUUCUCAAUAUAGUGUACACAAAAAAUGGGCAGGACAGGAUGAAAAGACGACAACUGCUUGAAACUGAUCUGUUCCGCAAGGUGGCCUACCUCCCUCAUGAAGAUGGUGGUUCUGUCCUCAUACCUCUCCUCCAUGGUAUAGAACACAGAAUUUGAAGAUCAUGUAUGCCAGAGCUGUGUGGGUGGAGCAUGGUAAAGAAGUGGAGGGAACUGCGCCAGACAACUGGAUUGAUGCUGAAAAAAAAAUCAUUAGAUGGCCAAAAAAGGGGGAAAAGGCAGCUUACCUCAAUCGGCACUCCCCUCAGGAUGACUGGAUGACGUUCACCUUGGUGAAGCGUAAAAUGACCUCCGUUAACAUUCGGGAAUGCGAUGAUUAUGACAUGACGAGUCAUGUCGAGGAGGAAGAUGAGCAAGAUGAGGAAGCAGGACCAAGGAAAAAAACUAAACGCAACUUUGAUGACUAUGUUCUUGAAUCUGACGAUUUGGAUGAGGAAGAAAAUAACAUGACAGAUGCCAUUAUCAAGGUGCCCUCCUUUCCCAUUCCACCAACAAAGGUGACAAAGUCCAUCCAGAUGGAGUCUGCUGGAUUUAACAAAAAGUCCACUGACUCUGGACCCUCUAAUUUAGCCAGGUCUCAACAGACAGGUGUUGGGUCCAGGGACAGGUCCACAGGCAACCCUGGACGUUCAAACAUAAACCGAGCCAGCCAGUUGAGGGGUGCUGGGUCCAGUCAUCAGUCCAGCCACAGUGAUGUAUCCCAGCAGAGUGAUGUAUCCCAGCAGAGUGUCGGGUCCCAGCACAGCAAACGGUACCGACACAAGAAGCAGUCCAGGCACAGCGACCAGUCCAGGGACAGCAACCAGAUGGGACAAGACCCUGGACGUUCAAACAUAAACCGAGCCAGCCAGUUGAGGGGUGCUGGGUCCAGUCAUCAGUCCAGCCACAGUGAUAUAUCCCAGCACAGUGAUGUAUCCCAGCAGAGUGUCGGGUCCCAGCACAGCAAACGGUACCGACACAAGAAGCAGUCCAGGCACAGCGACCAGUCCAGGGACAGCAACCAAAUGGGACAAGAGCACAGUAACAGGUCCUCUGCCAUUGAAUCAAGACGUACAGGGCCUCGUAGGGAAACGGACGUAAGAUUUCCAAUGGAUAUGGCAAAGUUUCAGAAAAAAGUUUUGACUAAAUUGGUGGAAAUCCACAUGGAGGUCAGAAGGCUGGGAAGAAGCGAGCCUCCCCUUUCAUCCACCCAUAUACAGCAGCUGGAGACAAUGGAGGACUUUGCGAGAGAGGAGGAACGCCUCAAGGACAAGCAAGCCUUUGAGUCCCUGGUGUUGCAACUUGCAAGAAUUGGAGGGAAAGAUGUAAGGGAUUGUGUCCAUAGAAUUCUUGACAGGCUCUUUACCAACCGGUUGAUGGCCAAAUUCAAUAUGAAGGGGAAAGGAAAGAAGCAGAAACUGCCUCUGGAGAUGACUAAAACCUAUGAAGCAAUUAAUGCUGCAGUGAUGAAAUGGGACAAAGAUGCUACAGAGGCUACAAUAAAACAUCAUGCAGCAGAGCAUCUUAAACAUGCACCAGGGAGGAAGGGAGGUGGAGGACAUACAGGGGUGGAAACUAAUUAAGGACUUUUGGCAUUUGUGUUUAUUUGCCAUUUAAAAGACUUUAUACCCCCUUCCUCUAUGCUGAUUUCAGGUAAAAUAUAUUAGUCUUGGGGGAUUUGUUUGUUUGUUUUUAUAAUUUUUCUGAUAUUUUUUUUUUUACUUGCGUUAAAUUUAACUAUUAGAACUUUGUUUUAUCAGCUUGUUAAUAUUGCUGAAAAACUCAUUAAAGAUGGUUAAAAAGUAAUCUCUUGUCAUUUUUUUCUGUCAUUUUUUUAAUAGAGUAAAUUAAUGUAUUUCCAAUUGUAAAUAAGGCUAAUAAAAUGUCUUUGCUCACUUAUAUGUUUAUAUGUCUAAUACUGAACGCUGAACAGACGUCUAAAAAAGACGUCGUAAAAACUUUAAUUCUGGCUUCUCAGUGGACGUCUACUGAACGUUCACUAUGUAUGUCACUUGGACGUUAAUACUGAACGCUGAACAGACGUCUAAAAAAGACGUCGCAAAAACUUUCAUUCUGGCUUCUCAGUGGACGUCUACUGAACGUUCACUAUGUAUGUCACUUGGACGUUAAUACUGAACGCUGAACAGACGUCUAAAAAAGACGUCGCAAAAACUUUCAUUCUGGCUUCUCAGUGGACGUCUACUGAACGUUCACUAUGUAUGUCACUUGGACGUUAAUACUGAACGCUGAACAGACGUCUAAAAAAGACGUCGCAAAAACUUUCAUUCUGGCUUCUCAGUGGACGUCUACUGAACGUUCACUAUGUAUGUCACUUGGACGUUAAUACUGAACGCUGAACAGACGUCUAAAAAAGACGUCGCAAAAACUUUCAUUCUGGCUUCUCAGUGGACGUCUACUGAACGUUCACUAUGUAUGUCACUUGGACGUUAAUACUGAACGCUGAACAGACGUCUAAAAAAGACGUCGCAAAAACUUUCAUUCUGGCUUCUCAGUGGACGUCUACUGAACGUUCACUAUGUAUGUCACUUGGACGUUAAUACUGAACGCUGAACAGACGUCUAAAAAAGACGUCGCAAAAACUUUCAUUCUGGCUUCUCAGUGGACGUCUACUGAACGUUCACUAUGUAUGUCACUUGGACGUUAAUACUGAACGCUGAACAGACGUCUAAAAAAGACGUCGCAAAAACUUUCAUUCUGGCUUCUCAGUGGACGUCUACUGAACGUUCACUAUGUAUGUCACUUGGACGUUAAUACUGAACGCUGAACAGACGUCUAAAAAAGACGUUGCAAAAACUUUCAUUCUGGCUUCUCAGUGGACGUCUUCUGAACGUAUGACAAAGACGUUAAUCCGACGUCUUUUGGA